AUGUACCAAUUAAGGCGUGUAGCAUCUCCUAUGCUCCUUAACAUCAACAGCUAUGUCGAAUUAUCGCACCCAGAUAACUCCAUACCAGUGAACCGGUUUGUAACUCCGCUUCAUAUCGUACCUGAAUGGUACUUUUUAGCAUAUUAUGCGGUGUUAAAAGUAAUCCCAUCCAAAACCGGUGGUUUGUUAGUAUUUAUGUUAUCAACAUGUCAAUGA
Besnoitia besnoiti is the source of this 216-nucleotide messenger RNA. RefSeq names its product putative apocytochrome b. The transcript has a single exon. Gene Ontology annotation, molecular function: electron transfer activity. The record is from RefSeq and is a predicted model, not a curated record. Gene Ontology annotation, cellular component: membrane. Lineage: Eukaryota; Apicomplexa; Conoidasida; Eucoccidiorida; Sarcocystidae. The coding region runs from base 1 to 216 and encodes 71 amino acids.